Enterobius vermicularis (human pinworm) is the source of this 757-nucleotide messenger RNA. The record is from the annotation of a GenBank genome assembly. Lineage: Eukaryota; Metazoa; Nematoda; Chromadorea; Rhabditida; Oxyuridae.
AACUAUUUUUUAUUUAACCCUCUUACCGAGUGUGCUAACAAAUGAUCAAAUGACAAAAUCAGGUACAAUUUAUUGACAUCUAUUUUUUUUUUAUAUAUCUCUGCCCUCUGCACUCGUUUUUGUAAACACCUUUUUUCAGAAAGCAGAUCAAUUAUUUUGGGCAGAUUAUUUCUCAGUGUUUUCUUUCGUUGAUGCUGAAGAGUGUCUGAAUUACUGCAUUGUAAAAGCCGAUAGAUGUGCUUCUGUGGUUUAUCAUAGACAGUACAAUACAUGUCAGCUGUAUGGACAUAAUGGAACUUUUGGCGGAGCUCAUAUAGUUUCAGCAUCAAAUCAUGAUCAUUACAACAGAACCAACUACAAAGGAUUCUGCGCCGAUCGUCACAGUUUGGUUCAAGUUAUUUCGUUAACUUUUUCCAAACCAAGCUUCUACUAUGAUCAAAACGGCAGUUAUAAAAAGUGUCUCUCAAUGAAUUUCAACCAGCAAACUGGAGACUGUUGGUUACUGGGCAAUAAGGUUAAAAAUAAGCUGUGUAAAGCAGGGCUUUAUAAGAACAAAAACAGCAUUUUUCUUAAUAAGUUUUUUAUUUCAAGUAAGAAAAUAAAAACUUGCUUGUUAGCUUUCAAAAUUACAACUAAUAUAGAAUUUUUUUUAGAAUUAAAAUUUUUUUGCGGUUGUUGGAAAAGCCAGAAACGCUUGUCCUUCAGAUCCCCUCUUCAAAGUUUAUCCUGGGGAAAAGCUUUUGAGCUCUACUGUUGA